Messenger RNA from Cololabis saira (Pacific saury), 1103 nucleotides. RefSeq names its product histone H2B-like. Bases 1 to 393 code for a protein of 130 amino acids. The record is from RefSeq and is a predicted model, not a curated record. The transcript is spliced from 2 exons. Gene Ontology annotation, cellular component: nucleosome. Lineage: Eukaryota; Metazoa; Chordata; Actinopteri; Beloniformes; Belonidae. Gene Ontology annotation, molecular function: structural constituent of chromatin; protein heterodimerization activity; DNA binding.
AUGCUACAACCCGGGGGCUGGCCUGAACCCGCCAAGUCCGCGCCCAAGAAGGGCUCCAAGAAAGCCGUGACCAAGACCGCCGGGAAAGGCGGCAAGAAGAGGAGAAAGAGCAGGAAGGAGAGCUACGCCAUCUACGUGUACAAGGUGCUGAAGCAGGUCCACCCCGACACCGGCAUCUCCUCCAAGGCCAUGGGCAUCAUGAACUCGUUCGUCAACGACAUCUUUGAGCGCAUCGCCUCUGAAGCGUCUCGUCUGGCUCACUACAACAAACGCUCCACCAUCACCUCCAGGGAGAUCCAGACCGCCGUGCGCCUCCUGCUGCCCGGGGAGCUGGCCAAGCACGCCGUGUCCGAGGGAACCAAGGCCGUCACCAAGUACACCAGCUCCAAGUAGACACAGACCCAAUACAAACCAACGGCUCUUUUCAGAGCCACACACCCGAUCUGGAGAGCAUGAAACUUCCUUCAGCCAUUUAACAUGAAUAGUAAAUAUUCAUUAGUCUGGGUUUAAGAAUAAACUUUAAAAUUAUAAAUCCACAAAGGUUAAUGUGUGACUGAAUCAUUUUUUCAUUCAAUAUUGUUAAAGCACAAAUAGCUUCUGACAUGGUUUAGCUGAAUUAUUUUAAUUAAGCAAUUGUAUCAAUAUCACAGUAAAAUUCAUUCAUCUGUUUAUCUUCAAAAAUUGUCCGAUGGUUUUGUUUUCACAACAGCAUUGAGUAAUUUCUAUAAAUUUUAAGAAGUUUCAACUUCAAUGACAUAUUGUUGACUGCUUGACUAAACUCAAAUAUCCUGAUCUGACACCAACGCGCUUGACUCAUCAAGCAUACAACCAGUGAGCGAUAUUUAUGAGAAAGUGAAUGUCAUUUUCAAGCAUUCUUAUUUUUUUUUUAUUUUCUGGUGGCGUUUUAUCAAAAGUGCUUCAUUUACAUGGCAACAUGUUUUUUUUUCUUUUAAUAUAAUUCUAAUUCCCGGACCCGCCACCCCACUCUACGUCACAUUAAUGCACGUCCUAGGUCACCUUUGUACAGAAUCACUACUCCGGCACUUUAAAACCAACAUGUAAAUUUUUUUUAUUUUAACAUUAUUUGUUCUUUUGCACAAUCA